UGAAAAGCGUACAUGACAUUACUUAUAACAUCAUUCACAUAAUUUUACAUGACAAGUGAUAUAUAAAAAUUGAUUACGUAUUAUUAUUAUUUUUUUUUUUUGUACACUCUGAUAAUAUCUUUUGAAAUGAACUAAUAGUAAUACACGACAUCCUCAACUAACCAUCAAUUUCCAUCCUUUAUUUUAGUGAAAAAGACAUUUUUUUUUUUUUUUUUUACCAACUUCAAUGUUUAAUGGUAAAAAUGAAAAAUUUUCAAAAAUUCAAGAGCAUAACUAAAAUCUACUUUAAAGUUGGGGGUAAAAUUUAAUAGACUCCAUGGAAUUUACUGGUACCUCCAUAAAUAGGUUAUGCAAUUCCAAAGGUACAAAUUUGAUUCCCAUUUCUCUCCCUUUCUUUUCUCUGUUAUUAUGUACACCUUUGAGAAGUUGCAAAAGGUGUUGGUUUAGUCAUAAUAACAUACCAAUUACAAGGCAACUUUAUAGGGUUUGAAACUCUCUACCUGCCAUUGGAUUCUUUAGCUUGUUUGCCCAAAAAAGAAAAUGAAUGUGUUGAAUGAAUCUAUGGCAUAAUUAAACAGCUAUAUCCCACAACUUCAUCCAUUUUCACAUAUUUGAUGGAAGAAAGAAAAGGAGAUGCAAGAAUUUUCAUAAUCUCAGGUUUGAUCUUCCUUUGCAUUAUUUCGGGCGGUAUCCUCCUCUGUCUCUAUCUUUUCCUCCCCGAAUCACAAACUCCGGAUUGGUAUCCGAUCGUUGGGAUCGUAUUGGUUUCAACUCCCUGGAUCUUUUGGCUUUCAAUUUAUUUCUAUCAUUGCUUGAAACCUACCAAAGUGCAACUGAAUGCCUUUGGCCCUAAUAAUAACAAUUCACAUAGCAAAAAGACAGAGGCUGCUAAUUAUAAUGAUGGUGGUGCAACAAUUGAAGGUAAUCUAGGUGAAGUUGAAUCCCCUGGUGAAGGGAAACGCCGAGUGCAUUUUGGUGCAGUGGUUGUCAUGGAAAAACAGCCACAAUUAGAUAGGAAUUAUAGCCAUGAAAGCCAAUCAAAACAACCUACUACUAUGUCUCCAAGAGAAACUGAAGUGCCGUUGAGGUCAUCAACCUCGUCGUCCUAGUAUCAAAUCUUGAUCACGAGAAAUGACUAUUCAAGGGUCGUUUGGUAAUGUUUUGUGUGUCUGUUGUUUGUUUUUAAGUUUUAAGAAAUAGACGAUUUUCUUAUUUCUCGUUUAUCUCAUAAUUGUUUUUGAAAUCAUCAUGCAGUAAGUUUCUCUUUGGUAAGAAGAGAAAAUGUAUAAACAAGAAACAAACGUUAUCAAAUGAGCACUUAUUUAUCAUGAUUCAUAAAAGAUGCCGAGGUACCUUGUCGGGGAAUAGUGCAAAUAAUUGAAGGAGGAAGAAGCAUCCAUGGUAUUCUAAAAUCAAGAAACAGAGGAGGAUAUAGGUAACUAAGAUUUGAUUGAGAUUUUUUUUUUUUUUUUUUUUGUUUUUUUGAUGUAUAACAACAUGAGGAGGCGAUUCAUACCUCUGACUUGUUGGUACAGGUACAAUGUCUUAACUAGUUGAGUUAUGAUUAGAUUGACAUUCAUUCAUAUGAUUUGAUGUAAAUUGUUCUUUUUCUUUUUUUUAUUUAAUUUUAUUUAUGGAGAUGAAUAGAUAGAUUUUUUCUUAUGGUUAAGAACCAUCAUAUUUGUAAUCAAUGUAAAGAAGGCUAUGUAUAGCUGUUGAUUGAAGAAAAGUAUAAAGUAUAAGUGGUAUUGCAAUUACAAGUAAAAAUUAUGUUCAAACCAAUGCAACCAAAGAGUUCUUUUAGGUUAUGCGUGAGUGUAACUCAUUUUGUUUUUUAAGUAUAAUAAGGGUAAAUGAUUUGAAUGACAGACCUCUUGAUUACCAACAUAUAGUGUAUGUCGGUUGAGCUAUACUCGCUUUGACAGUAUAACUCAUUUUGUUAAGUUAUUGUAUAUUUAUUAUAAUAAUUAGAUGUUCAAACCUCUGCCAUAGUUCCUCUACAAAUUAUAGAUUUUUUCUUUAUUUCUUUGUAAUGGUUAGAUUAUAAACAAAAGAAUAGAGUCUUACCUACCAAUUUCUAAGAAAAAAAUAGGCCAAAUAUCAAUUUAUAUCCCUGAAUUUUGGGAUUAUAUCAAUUUAAACCCUAAACUAAUAAUAUCAAUUACGCCUUGAACUUUGGGGAUUGUAUUAGUUUAAACUUCAAACUAAUAAUUGUAUCAAUCUAAAUCCUGAACUUUCACAAAUAUAUCAAUUUAAACUCCGAA
Messenger RNA from Benincasa hispida (wax gourd), 2264 nucleotides. The record is from RefSeq and is a predicted model, not a curated record. NCBI's taxonomy places the organism in Eukaryota, Viridiplantae, Streptophyta, Magnoliopsida, Cucurbitales, Cucurbitaceae.